This is a messenger RNA of Triticum aestivum (bread wheat), 3900 nucleotides long. RefSeq names its product disease resistance protein RGA2. Lineage: Eukaryota; Viridiplantae; Streptophyta; Magnoliopsida; Poales; Poaceae. Bases 163 to 3618 code for a protein of 1151 amino acids. Gene Ontology annotation, molecular function: ADP binding; protein binding. The transcript has 3 exons. The record is from RefSeq and is a predicted model, not a curated record.
CUUGGAUUCCUUGAUCUUAUCUCCAUUUGCUUCCAUCCUCUCUCCAGCAACCUCCCAUAGUGAGGUGACGAAACGAGCACCAGUAUCGUCGCUCUUUCACCAAUUUGGACAAGAUCAGUUUUAGGUGUUCUUCAGUUUCUUGUUCCUCCAACCUGCAAGAUCAUGGCAGAGUCGCUGCUUCUCCCUCUGGUGCGCGGUGUGGCCAGCAAGGCUGCAGGCACACUCGUGGAGACGGUGACCCGCAUGUGUGGCCUUGACGACGACCGCCGAACGCUAGAGCGUCAGCUGCUAGCCAUCGAGUGCAAGCUGGCCAACGCCGAGGAGAGGAGCGAGACAAAUUGCUAUGUCGAGAGCUGGAUGAAGGAGCUCAAGUCCGUCGCCUACGAGGCCGACGACGUGCUCGACGACUUCCAGUACGAGGCACUGCGCCGCCAGUCUAAGAUUGGCAAGUCCACUACCCGCAAGGUACUUGGCUACAUCACGCACCGCAGCCCAUUGCUCUUCCGGUUUGAGAUGAGCAAGAAACUCAAAAACAUCCUUGAGAAGAUCAAUAGGUUGGUUGAGGAGAUGAACAAGUUUGGUCUGGAGAAUUCUGUCCAUAGGGAAGAGCAGCAACAUCCUUGGCGGCAGACGCACUCCAAACUGGACAACUCUACAAAAAUAUUUGGAAGAUAUGAUGAUAAGGAGGUGGUAGUGAAGUCGCUGCUAGACCAGCAAGAAGAGCAGAAGGUGCAGGUGCUGCCCAUCUUUGGGAUGGGAGGUCUUGGCAAGACAACUCUCGCUAAGAUGGUGUAUAAUGACCAAGGUGUCCAGCAACAUUUUCAGUUGAAGAUGUGGUACUGUGUGGCCGACAACUUUGAUGCCAUUGCUCUAUUGAAAUCUAUCAUUCAGUUGGCUCAAAAUAAAAGAUGUGAGAUGUCUGACACCAUUGAGCUGUUGCAAAAGCAACUUGAGGAAGUCAUUGGCCAAAAAAGGUUUAUACUUGUGCUUGAUGAUGUGUGGAAUGAAGAUGAGAGGAGCUGGGAGGAUGUCCUGAAGCCUCUUUUGUGUUCUCUUGGUGGACUAGGAAGCGUAAUAGUCGUCACAACUCGAAGCCAGAAAGUGGCCUCUAUAAUGCAGACCCUUCGACCCCAUAAGCUAGCAUGUCUGAGUGAACAAGAUUCUUGGGAAUUGUUUGCACAGAAAGCAUAUAGCAACGGAGUAGAGCAGGAGCAAGCAGAGUUGGUCAGCAUUGGCAGACGUAUUGUCAACAAAUGCAGGGGGUUGCCUCUUGCUCUCAAGACAAUGGGUGGAUUGCUAAGUUCAUAUCAACAAGUACAAGAAUGGAAGGCCGUUGAAGAAAAUAAUAUUGGGGAUAAUGUUAGAGGCACAGAUGAGAUCAUGUCUAUAUUAAAGUUGAGCUACAGACACCUAUCAUCUGAAAUGAAGCAAUGUUUUGCAUUUUUAGCAGUUUUCCCCAAGGACUGUGAGAUGGACAAGGACAUCUUGAUCCAGCUAUGGAUAGCAAAUGGUUUUAUUCAAGAGAAGGGAACAAUGGAUUUGACACAAAGAGGAGAAUUCAUUUUUGAUGAGCUGGUUUGGAGGUCCUUCCUCCAAGAUAAGCAAGAGUUCAGACAACAUUUGAGUAUAGGAAGUUAUGUGAGUAUUAACUGCAAAAUGCAUGAUUUAAUGCAUGAUCUAGCAAAAGAUGUCACAGAUGAAUGUGCAAGUAUAGAAGAACUGACUCAGCAAAAAGCAUUGUUAAAAGAUGUUUGUCACAUGCAAAUGUCAGAUACUGAAUUGAAACCAAUCAGUGGGUUAUGCAAAGACAGAACAUACCUCCGCACUUUAUUAGCUUGUUCAGAAUCACACAAGGAUUUUAAAGCGUUGCUACAGGUAUCAGCCUCACUAAGAGCAUUGAAGUGCUUUGCUUCUUCAUUUGUCGUUUGCAAGGCCAUAAAUGUAAAACAUUUACGGUAUCUUGACCUCUCUGGGUCUAACAUCGUUAGCUUGCCAGAUUCAAUAUGCGAGUUAUAUUACUUGCAAACACUGAGGCUCAUAGAAUGCCAGAAGCUGCGGUGGUUACCAGAAGACAUGGCAAGACUAAGAAAGCUCAUGCAUCUUUAUCUUUCUGGUUGUGGUAGUCUCGAAAGUAUGUGUCCCAACUUUGGUCUACUGAACAACCUUCACAUAUUAACAACAUUUGUUGUGGAUACUGGAGAUGGCCUUGGAAUAGAGCAACUCAAAGACAUACAACACCUUAGCAAUAGGUUGGAGUUGUUCAACCUGAGCAAGAUAAAGAGUGGGGGGAAUGCAAAAGAAGCCAAUCUCAGUCGAAAGCAAAAUCUAAGUGAGUUAUUGUUCUCUUGGGACCAAGAAAGGUAUGAUAAGCCUAAUGAUGUGGAAGAAGUGCUCCAGUGUUUAGAACCUCAUAGUAAUAUCCAAAAGUUCGAGAUACGUGGAUAUGGUGGCCUACAAAUAUCACAAUGGAUGAGAAAGCCUCAGAUGUUUAACUCCUUGAGAGAACUCGCAAUGUCCAACUGCCCAAGGUGCAAGAGUAUACCUGUAGUAUGGCUCUCGGUCUCUCUAGAGACACUGUCGUUACGGAGGAUGGAUAAUCUGGCCACAUUAUGUAAUAAUUUUGAUGUGGAAGCUGGAGGACGCAUUACCCCUCUACAAAUGUUCCCAAGGUUGAAGAAGAUGGUGUUGUUUGAGUUAGCAAGCCUGGAGAUAUGGGUACAAAAUAGUGGGUGGGAGCCUAUCGACAGCUUGGUAACGUUCCCGAUGCUUCAAGAGCUAAGGAUCGAAAAUUGCCCCAAGCUUGCAAGUAUUCCAGUGAUCCCCAUUGUCAGCGAGUUGACAAUAGUUGGGGUUCACAGUACUGCAGUGGGUUUAGUUUUUACGAGGAUAGAUUUGGGCUCCUGGCCAUUUCUUGACAGCUUAACCCUUGGGUCUCCAGAAAACAUGCCCAUGUUGUCUCUAGAGACCCAAAAUCAAAGAUAUCUUGGAAAAAUGAACCAUUGGAGUCUAGUUUCCCAAAGUCAAAGAUCUCUUAAAAAGCUUAAGCGUUUGACUCUGGAAGGGCCCAACAGCUUGGUCACAAGCUCCGGAUCGUACAGAUCACAACUUAUGUUUCAGAAAUGCUUUCAAUUCGUGGAAGAUCUGACGAUUGAUAGAUGCAGCAAUCUUGUCCGCUGGCCAACAGAGGAGCUCCGGAGGUUGGAUUGUCUUCGUGUUUUGCGUAUCACUUCUUGUAUGAACCUGGAGGGGAACACUUCAUCGUCUAAUAUGAAAACCCUUCCGCUGUCCUUGGAGGAAUUAAUGAUUGCAUACUGCUAUAGAAUGGUGGCACUGCCUUCGAACCUUGGAAAUCUUGCCAAGCUGGUGCAUCUCCAUGUGAAGUUCUGCAGUGGUCUUAAAGUGCUGCCUGAUGGGAUGUGUGGCCUCACUUCUCUUAGGGAUUUGAGAAUUUGGGGUUGUCCAGCUAUGGAGAAAUUCCCGCAUGGUCUCCUGGAGCGGUUGCCAGCCCUUGAAUUCUUAAUCAUAGGACACUGCCCGGAGUUGCAAAGACGAUGUAGAGAAGGUGGAGAGUAUUUCGACUUGGUGUCCGUUGUCCCACAUAAAUCAGUAUCCACAUGAGUUCCCUGGUAAUAAUUUCUGAGAGCAUCCACAUCAUGAAGGAAGCAACCACCAAAGUCUUUUUUUAGCAGAUGCGGAGAGGAAGAUCUGGAUGCAGCAGAGGGUUGGAAGCCUGAAUAUAUCUGAACGAAAUAUUGUUGCUUCAUCUCAAGUACUUCCUGUAACUGCUUAUAGUGUUAAGCUUUUAACUGUGGCUGUGGAGUGUUGUGAACAUAUGCUACUAACUGUUAGCAGAUGCCCCCAUCUGCAGACGUCAAGCAUAUCAACCUCGUAUUUUCCUCU